Molecule: messenger RNA, 1722 nt
Organism: Diaporthe batatas
Lineage: Eukaryota; Fungi; Ascomycota; Sordariomycetes; Diaporthales; Diaporthaceae
Exons: 3
Coding region: 1-1722 (573 amino acids)
Molecular function (GO): oxidoreductase activity, acting on CH-OH group of donors; flavin adenine dinucleotide binding
Source: RefSeq, a predicted model, not a curated record
AUGGCCGAGUCUGGGACCGCGGAAGCCACUCCAACGGCAUCAUUUGAUAUCAUCAUUGUAGGCGGUGGCACAGCUGGGUGCGUCUUAGCCUCUCGCCUAUCAUCCAUUAGUCACUUGAGUGUUCUUCUCCUUGAAGCUGGUCCGGACAACAAUGCAGACCCUCAAGUGUCCACGCCGCUUACCAGCCGCCGCAUCAGCGCAAUCAACUCCCACAGUCUGGUGUACCCCAACCGGGCAAUGCACGAUGCGUGGGCUGAGAUCUCACGAGAACAGCGUUGGUCUUGGGAUCGGAUGGAGUCCUUUUACAAGAGGUUUCAAACUGUCCAAGUCUCAGGAGUGACCCGAAAAGAUGCCUCAAGCACUGAGCCGGAGACGUCCGGCCCGAUCCAAGCAUCAUACCCGAGGCACACAAACACCCUGCAGAGAGCGUGGGAAGAGGUCUUUCGCUCCCUCGGCGCAUAUUCCGAUGAGGAUGGGAUGUCUGGUCUCGCGACUGGGGGCGUCACUACAACAAAUGCAAUCGAUGCCCGGUCUAUGAAAGGCGAAAGAAGUCAUUCUGGCAACUCAUUCCUAAAGCCAGCAUUGGAUCGAGCGAACCUCAGCGUUGAGACACAUGCAAGACUGAGGAAAGUCAACUUUCAAGAGACCAGCCACGGCGAUACAAAGUUACUGAAGGCUAUCGGGGUAACGUAUGAGCAACGAGGCAUCACGGUUUCUGUGGGGGCAGAUAAGGAGGUUAUCUUGUGCGCAGGAGCCUUUGGCAGUCCUCAGAUCCUGGAACUAUCCGGCAUUGGAAGUAAAGAGAUUCUCAAAGUCGCGGGCGUCCCAUGCUUGGUAGACCUUCCCGGAGUUGGAGAGAACCUCCAGGAUCACCUCAACUACGGGCCAAGCGUUGAGAUCGACGUUGACAUCGAGACAUUAGACAAUUUUACCACGGAUCCAGCAGUGGCGGAGAAGGAAAGACAGGAAUAUGAGCAGUCUCGAACAGGGGUUCUCUCAGAAGGAGCGGCAUACAGCUUUGCAUACUGGCCGCUACAGCUAUUCAACACCGCAUCCGAGGAGGCUGACCUGAAGAGGCUGUUGGAGGAAUAUCGCGAGGCGGGCGAUUCAAGAUAUCAAUCACAUCACGACUUCGUCAGAACGAUGAUCAUGGAUCGACAAGAAGCAAGCGCCACGGUCUUUAUGACACGCAUUCAGAGAUACACCACAGCUGGCAGUAAAGCCCCAGGCAACUAUAUGACAGUCGUGGCCAUGUUGUCACACCCAUUCAGCCGGGGAUCGUCGCACAUUCAUGUUGCAGACCCACACGGAUCCCCGAUCAUUGACUUCAAGUAUCUGUCUCAUCCACUAGACGCUGAGAUACUGGCCCGGCAUACCAUUCAAAUUGAGCGACUUCUUGAGCAGCCAACUUACGCGUCCAUACUCAAGCCGGGCGGCAACCGCCUUCCGGCAGAAUAUAACGACGUCAUGAGGACUCCGGAAGAAGCAAAAGAAGCAAUCAGUAAAUACGGGGCGACGAACUACCACCCAUGCGGAACUUGUGCUAUGGCAACAGCUGAUCUUGGUGGUGUCGUUGAUGGAGAGCUUCGAGUGUACGGAACGAGCAAUUUGCGGAUUUGUGAUGCCAGCAUUUUCCCUGUCAUACCCAGAGGCAACAUUCUUACUACGGUCUACGCAGUUGCUGAAAGUGGUGCGGAGAUGAUUGGAAAAUUGUACACAUAG